AUGACAUUUUUUCGCCGCACAUAUAUUAUGGAUUUAAAAGUCAAACGACUCCGCGGUUCUCGAGUUAGCCGGUUAAGUUUAUCAAAACAUCAAACGAAUAGUAGCGGCGGCGGUAUUUAUUACAACAAAAAACAAAAAGCUGGAAAAUUAUCCGGGAUUGUACCGGAAACGACGACGAAACAGGAAACUUGCGAAAAAGGCUUCUUAUGCGAUAGUUUAUCAGGUGCAAAAUUGAUUACGACGUUGCCAAAUUUCCAAUGGAAAAUCAAAAAAAAUUGCAACGGUGGAAUUGUUUUGAAAUAUAAGUUAAAAGAGAUAAAGUGGGCGCACACAAUGUUAACCAUUUAUGGAACUUUCAUUAAUCAACUCGGGUUAAAUAACUGA
Molecule: messenger RNA, 384 nt
Organism: Pediculus humanus corporis (human body louse)
Lineage: Eukaryota; Metazoa; Arthropoda; Insecta; Psocodea; Pediculidae
Exons: 4
Coding region: 1-384 (127 amino acids)
Source: RefSeq, a predicted model, not a curated record